Molecule: messenger RNA, 4037 nt
Organism: Toxotes jaculatrix (banded archerfish)
Lineage: Eukaryota; Metazoa; Chordata; Actinopteri; Toxotidae
Gene: plaat1l
Product: phospholipase A and acyltransferase 1-like
Exons: 5
Coding region: 2594-3052 (152 amino acids)
Biological process (GO): N-acylphosphatidylethanolamine metabolic process
Cellular component (GO): cytoplasm
Molecular function (GO): A2-type glycerophospholipase activity; glycerophospholipid phospholipase A1 activity
Source: RefSeq, a predicted model, not a curated record
GUGAGGUCAGGUGUCACUCUCUGCAGUAGAUGCAGUCCACAGAAUCAUGUUCUGGACCUGAUCCUGGAUCUGAGUUCAGAUGUUUAUUUUUUCUCUACAGAGAUUCUAUAUUUUGUUAAUGUGGAUUUUUCAUGAGAGCAGGGUGGAUCGUCAUCUCUCCAGCUUUAAGUGGAUUUAAUUCAGAGUGCUGGAUGUGUCCUGGACUGGUCCGGUUCUUGGGUUCCUGUGCAGCUCUGGCUUUGUUCCACACCUCUGAGUUGUUUUCAGUGAUUGUUUCCCGAGCUGGAGAAGCAGCCUAAGCUAAUCUGCUGUGUAGGCAGGGCUCAGAGUGAGACCACCGUUUUCUUAUUUCUGGAUGAUUCAGGAUCAAAUUUUCUCUCGUCGUCCUCCUGACAGUGCUCUGCGUGGCUACCUCAUGUUGUGUCAGAGGGCAGAAAUAUAACACAUUUUUUCAGAUGUCCUCUGCUGUUGUAAGUGAGACAUUGUGUUGGGGACAGAGCUGAGAUUCUGGACUAAAGUUAAAGUGCUUAAAGUUAAAGUUUUCUGAAUCUAACACGUGCUGAAGCUGUCGUUCAGGACGGCGUUCACACUGUUGUUCCCUGAACUGGGUCAAAAACCACCUGAAACAUCCUGGAAUUCAAAUACCUUUAUUCCAGGCGAGGACACUAAGAUUCAGAUUAUUUCUCUCACAGUUUCAGAGGAUUUAUGAAAAUCAGUUUGUUUACCUCUGAGACAGCAACAGGUCAGAGAAGAAUUGGAAGAAUUUAGUCAUGAAAGAACUUUUUACUCCAAACACUGGGAAACCUGGUCUCCAUCGAGCUCUGCGGGUGAUGUGAACCCUGUUCUCAUAGGACGUAAAUCACAGAGCAUUGUUUCUUCAGGCAUUACAGGAGUAACAGCUCCGCCUCAUUUAAAAUCAAAUCCACGAGUGAAAACUGAAUUUAUCACACUGAGUGCAAACAGAAACGUGAUGGGGUGAACAAAGCUGGCAGGUGAAUACAUGAAUGUUUAAAAGUUUUCACUGAUGAUGGUUUGUAUUCAACAAGCCGUCACAUCAUCCUCUGACAGGGGGCGGGUGGGUUCUUGGCACUUUUGUGAGAAAUAUGAAAGAGAAAACACUCAGAGCUCCAGGGAUCGUCUCAUCAGAGUCUGCGUGCUUGUACAUCCAUGAAUUCUACUUUAAUUUGGUAAUUAGUGAGCUUUAGAUUUGGAAAUGUUGAACUGUUGCUUUAAUCUUCACGCUGAUGUAUCUCUGUGAUAAUCCAACGGGUGUUUAAAGGAUUUAAAGAAGGAGAGUCUGAAAAGAAAAAAGCAUUUCAUUCUUCUGUUUAUCCAAAAACACAGGACAUUUUGUUAUGUGUCCCAGCAGUGAUGUGUUUCUGAUACGGUGUUUGAAAUCCAGUAUUUCCAGUAUCUGUCCAUCAGAAUGUGUGAAGGGAAACGACCCUCCAACAGGAACAUCUGGAAACAUGUCCAGCUCUGUGCACAGCUGCAACUAACAAGUGUUUUCUUUGCUGAUUAGUCUGUAGAUUCAUUGAUUUUCUCCAUUAAUCGUUUUAUCUAUAAAUUUCCAGAAAAUGGUGAAAAUGUCUUUGUUUUUUUCUCUGACCAUCGACGAAAGAGAAACAGAGUUUGUGUCUGUGACGAGUCGACGAGUGAAGAUCAACAAAACUCUUCUAAGUUGGUGUUUUUCUGAGAAUGAAAACUAAAUAGUUUAUGUUUAACAGUUGACUUUGCUUUAAAUUCUGUGAAAUCCCAAAUUUCCUCCAGGCUCAUUGCUCAUAACUCUGCUGCAGCUGUUUUAUUUUAAACUCUACAAAUGGAUAAUUCAGCUCAUCUUUCCCUUUGCAGGCGUCCAUGGAGCUUUUCAGACGCACUGCUCUGAGGAAAUGUUUAGAAGCUAAACCACAUUCAAAGUGGCAAAAUGGAAAUUUCCACAUUCCCCUGAAAUCUGUUGUCAGCUCGGUGAGAGGUCAGACGAAUGAGUGCCAUGUGUCAGACCAAGCAGCAGUUUGGAGAUGUUAGCACUGAUGGAGGCCAGUAAUGUGAAAGUUAAAGCUAAAACAUCCAGCAGCACUGGAAUGAUGUUGUAGAGCGUUGCCUCCACUCACUGCUGUUCACGGUGCCUUCAUGUCUCCAAUUAAACAAGUCUGACUGAAGCUACUUCCUCUUUCACGCUCUCUGUUUAGGAAACACCUGCUUCGCACGCCCAGAGGCGGAGGGACGAAAGACGCUGAGGGACACAGGCUGCUCCAAGAUUCAACAUCUGAAGUAGAAACUGCAGGAAUGUCCCCAGUAAAUCCCCUCGACCCACACACACACACACACACACACACACACACUCCUGAAGUGAAGCUAAGACGCCCUGCAGCACAGUGUGUUAGAGACACAGGCGAGGGUCAGUGAUGUGUGAGUGGGGUGGUGGGAGCGAGGGCAGUGGACUGUGACUGUGACAGACUGUAUCUUCACAUCAUCAUAUCAGUACAGCCUGUAUGUAAAGCAGCAGAGUCCCUGUGUGUGUCCGUGUGUGUGUGUGUGUUGUUGAUUUAAUUUCAGAAGCGACUGAAGAAAGUGACAGUAUAAACCUGAGCUCAUGGGCCUGAAAAAUUCCCACCCUAAGUUGUUCCCGGGGGACAUCGUGGAGUAUCCCAGGAACAAGUACUUUUCCCAUUUCGCCGUGUACUACGGAGAGAAGGACGGCGUUCCCUACGUGGCUCAUCUGACAUGUCGAGAUUCAGACGCCAAGCUCCCGCUCUUUGGCCGAGCUCUGAGGUCAGAGGUCAAACUGGAUCCACUGGAGCUACUGGGGAAAAAAUACAAGGUCAGCAACAUGCUGGACGACUCGUUCUCGGCCAGAGACUUUCACAGCGUGGUGAAGCCGGCCAUCGACGACAUGAUGGGCCGCGAGGUGACCUUCGACAUCCUGUUUCACAACAGCGAGCACCAGGCCACGCUCUUCAGAUACGGAGUCAAGAAAUCUGAGCAGAUAGAGAAAGUUUAUAAGCACAUCAUGCCGGCCUGGAAGAAGCUGUUUGAGAACAAGAAACUGUGAAAACUGCUUUAUGCUCAGGUUUCAUCUCCACCACCGGAGGGCGCCGUCGUUCCCUGAUCAAAUGUAAGAUUUUGAGGAUAAAUUUCAUUUUCUGAGAAAGUGUCACAAUGUUGAGUCAGACAAAAAAUAAUAUUACAACAUGAAGUUAAUGAGAGAAAAGUUUUUCUUAAAGGUUUAAAACGAAUGAACAAAAUGUUUGUGUAGAUUCGAUUCAUGUGUUCACAACUUCAAAACCUUUUAUUCUCAAAAUCUCACAGUCCCAGUGUCAGUUACAUGUCACCUCAGAGUCAGUGCUGAGAGCCACUGUUUGAAUCAUCCUCCACAGCGUGAAUUAAAAAAAAAAAGAUUAUUUACAAAGUGGGACAAGUUUUGAUGUGAAGUUCCAGUUAAUUCAUAUAAAACCUGAAUGUGGAGCUAAUACAGUGGAGGAGUGUUGCUAUGGAAACAGACCGUUUGAGUUCAAUAAUCUGAGAAAAAAUAUAUUUUACUCUUAAAUCUGAAGAUUUAAGAGUAAAAUAUAAAAAUACCGAUUAUGUUUCACUGAUUAUUUUUAUAAAAACUAAACGUUUCUGUCCUCUGGUGAUUUGAUUGAUGUUUUGAUGUCAUUUUGUAUGAUCAUUGUUAUUAUUAUUACCAUUAUUAUCUCAUUAUUGCUUUUGUGGUUGUUUUGUUGUGUUUUCUUUUUGGAAAAAACUGAAGUUUAAGUUCAAGUAAACAAAUUUUUAUCUUUGCCAUCUAAGCCAGCCCAUUAACAUCUGUGACAUUAGAGACCUGCAGGUUUUUGUCCAGUUCAAGCAAAAAUAUAAUUUAUAAUGUGUCAAUGAAAACAAAAUCAUAAUGAGUAGAUCCAUUUCUGAGGUGAAGAGAAUUCUGUGACACUUUAUGUUACGCGUUAACCCUUCCUGGAAACACCAGGAAGGGUUAACGUACCUGUUUGUAAUCUGGUGCUAAAUUUAUAAAUAAAAAAAUAGAAGUUUCCUCAAAA